AUGAAGUGGUGGACCUCCUAUGCCCUUCAGGAGGACGAAGUGAAGGAGGACAGGCCGAAGGAGCAGCCCUUAGCCUUCGACAAGGAGGCGCAGUUCGCCAAAACCAACCGCAGCCGCAAAGAUCCGGCGCGGGAUCCGACGUUCGGCCGUUCGGAUCCCAUGGCGCUGGCCUGCGGGACUUGCGAGUGGCGGGAGAAGCACCGGGCGGCGCAGAGCGCCUGCAAGGAGUCGCGGUUUUUCGAAGCGGUGCAGCUCAUCAACUGCGCCCUCGAGGCCUUGGAGCAGCAGAUCCCGGAGGCCAAGCACCGGCCUGCGCUGCUGCUCACAGAGCCUCAGACCUUCGCAGAGGAGCUGCAGGGCUCUCUGGGGGAGCACGCGCCGCACGUGGCGGAGCUCUGGGCCACGCGCGCGGACAUCUUGAUGAACCUCGGGGGCCUGAAGCGCGCCUCCGGCGAGCUGGCGGCAGCGGCUCUGCUGGCGCCCGAGGUGCCACGAAUCCAGGAGCUGCAGGCAGAGUGCCGGAAGCUGGAGCGAUACCAGGAGGAGGGCAUUGCAGAGGAGGCGGCGACGGCAGCGCAGGGCAAGGUGCCUGCCCACAUCCUCACGGGAUUCCUGGGCUCCGGCAAGACGACGCUGCUGAAUCACAUCCUCCAGGAGACCAGCGGCAGGCGCUUCGCCGUCAUCGAGAACGAGUUCGGGGAGAUCGGCAUCGAUGACAAGCUCAUCGCUCGCAGGGAGGACUUGGGUGCGGAACAGAUCAUCGAGAUGAACAACGGCUGCAUUUGCUGCACUGUCAGAGGGGACUUGAUCCAGGGCCUCCGCAGCAUCUUGAAGAAGACCUCCCUGGAGGGCACGAAGCUGGAUGGGGUGAUCAUCGAGACCACCGGCCUCGCGGACCCCGCUCCGGUGGCGCAGACCUUCUUCGCCGACGACCUGAUCCAGGCGAAGAUGACCCUGGACGGCAUCAUCACGGUGGUGGACGCGAAGCACUGCCUGCAGCAUCUGCGGGAGGAGAAGCCGGAGGGCGUGGAGAACGAGGCGGUGGAGCAGCUGGCCUUUGCGGACCGCAUCAUCGUGAACAAGACCGACCUGGUCUCCGAGUCGGAGAUUGAAGAGUUGACGAAGGAGGUGCGAAGCAUCAACCGCCUGGCGCCGAUGAUCUACACCCAGAAGUCGAAGGUGAAGGUGGAGGAGAUCAUCGGCAUCCGGGGCUUCUCGCUGGACCGAGUUCUCGACAGCGACGCGGAGUUUCUGAGGGACGACCAGGACCACCAGCACGACCAGACGGUGAGCUCGGUCGCUCGGCCGCUCACAGGUGGGCAUCGAGUGCCCUGGGGAGUGCGACAGGGAGAAGCUGAACGCUUGGAUCGCCAAGCUCCUCACGGAGCGCGGGACAGACAUCUUCCGCACCAAAGGUGUGCUGGCGGUGAAGGGAUGCGACGAGCGCUUUGUUUUUCAAGGGAUCCAUAUGAUCUUCGGCGGCCAGCCGCAAGAUCCUUGGCCUGAAAACGAGGAGCGCAAGAAUCGGCUGGUUUUCAUUGGCCGUAACCUGGAUCGGGCCGAGCUGGAGAGAGGCUUCAAAGCCACCUUGGUCUGAGAGCAGUCUUUUCGACAAGAAGCCGCCGGCGAAGAGCGAACU
This is a messenger RNA of Effrenium voratum, 1639 nucleotides long. Lineage: Eukaryota; Dinophyceae; Suessiales; Symbiodiniaceae. The record is from the annotation of a GenBank genome assembly.